AUGUCUUCCAACCUUCUUAUCACCGGUGCUACCGGCUUUAUUGGCUUUAAAGUUCUCCUCGGAGCCCUCCAGGCCGGGUACACGGUCCGAGCAGCUAUUCGGUCCUCCGAGAAAGCCAAAGCACUUGCCUCCCACCCGAAGAUAACUGCUUCUGGGAAGGCAGACAAGCUCUCAUUCGUCGAGGUUCCUGACAUCACUAGUGACGGCGCUUACGAUGAGGCUAUCAAAGAUGUUACCUAUGUCAUUCACCUCGCUUCACCUCUCCCUUCGCCGUUCCUGGACCCACAGACCGGCAUCUACGAGCCAAACAUCAAGAGUGUGAGCACCCUACUUGCAUCCGCAAUCAAGGAGCCAUCGGUGAAGAAGGUUGUCAUCACAUCUUCGGUCUUCGCAAACAUGCCCUUCCCUCCAGACCCAAGCCAGGAAAUCACGGCUGAGACCAGAUUGCCUGACCUGCCGGGGCCUUUUGACUCCAUGCUCCCCGCAUACAGUGCCGGCAAGGUUGCAGCGCUGAACUUCACCGAGAAGUUCAUCAAGGAGAAGGUGCCUUCUUUCGCUGUUGUCAAAGUCUUCCCCGGUUUCGUCUUCGGUCGGGAUGACAGAGCUCUAGAGGUCAAGGACCUCUAUGCGGGAACUAAUCGCAUCCUUCUAGCAGCCAUCACUGGGCAGACUGCCAAGGGCCCUAUGCCAGCAGGCGCCACCCAUGUGGAUGAUGCCGCCAAGGUACAUCUAGCAGGAUUGAAAGAAGGCAUAGCUGGGAACUUCGGUGUCACGAAGGUCCACGACUUCAACGAUGCUUGGAAAGCCGUUGAGAAGCACUUUCCCGAGGCUGUUGCGGACGGCACAUUCACGCAGGGAAAUCAGCCAACUGUGCCCGUCAAUUGGAAUGCUCAUCAGACCGAGAUUGAUCUCGAGUUUAAUUUCAAGACGUAUGAGGACAUGGUUGUUGACGUUGCCGGCCAGUACCUUGAGCUGUCUGGCAAGAAGGAGACUUGA
This is a messenger RNA of Penicillium hordei, 996 nucleotides long. RefSeq lists its product as uncharacterized. The transcript has a single exon. The record is from RefSeq and is a predicted model, not a curated record. The coding region runs from base 1 to 996 and encodes 331 amino acids. NCBI's taxonomy places the organism in Eukaryota, Fungi, Ascomycota, Eurotiomycetes, Eurotiales, Aspergillaceae. Gene Ontology annotation, molecular function: oxidoreductase activity, acting on the CH-OH group of donors, NAD or NADP as acceptor.